Molecule: messenger RNA, 3722 nt
Organism: Cydia fagiglandana
Lineage: Eukaryota; Metazoa; Arthropoda; Insecta; Lepidoptera; Tortricidae
Gene: hfp
Product: poly(U)-binding-splicing factor half pint
Exons: 11
Coding region: 577-2082 (501 amino acids)
Biological process (GO): regulation of alternative mRNA splicing, via spliceosome; mRNA splice site recognition; alternative mRNA splicing, via spliceosome
Cellular component (GO): precatalytic spliceosome; catalytic step 2 spliceosome
Molecular function (GO): RNA binding
Source: RefSeq, a predicted model, not a curated record
CAGCAUCCUGGCAUGAUGCAUCCAAACAUGCCCAUGAGCAACAUCGGUAUGCCUGGCAUUGCCAUGCCAACGAUGCCGCCGGGUAUGCCGCCCGCGCCGUUGCCGGGCGCGCCGCCGCUGCCCGCCGCGCCGCCGCCAGGUAAGUACCCAGUGACCUUGCUCGGUAAGAGCGGCCCAAGUGUAAGGCGCAUCUAACGCCGCGUGCCUGUGCUCGCUGUUGCAGGCGCUGACGCCGCCGCCGCCGCCCGCCGCCGUCUACUCGUCUCGUUGUGUUCGCCAUGAGAAACAUCUCCUCAGUGAUCAGUGUUUCUGCUUUCUGUUUCAGACUAGAUAUUAAGUUAGGUUUUUGCGUUACGCUUCGAGCAACGCCGCCCGCCGCCGCCGCCUGCUGCAUCACAAUGCGGGGACUUCAACGCACCUAUCUACGAUUUGCAGCAGAUCGGCGAUGUCUACACUGGUAAGAAUUUUCUGGGUCCUGGCGCCAAAUGCUCAACACUCCCAGCGAUCCUCGGCGGUUCGCUACCUCGUCUCUCCAGUGAGCAGGCGGACGCGGUCGCCCGCGCCAAGAAGUACGCCAUGGAGCAGAGCAUCAAGAUGGUCCUGAUGAAGCAGACGCUGGCACAUCAGCAGCAACAGAUGGCCUCGCAGAGGACGCAAGUGCAACGGCAACAGGCGCUGGCCCUCAUGUGCAGAGUAUACGUUGGCUCCAUCUCGUUCGAGCUAAAGGAAGACACGAUCCGCCAGGCGUUUUUGCCAUUCGGCCCUAUCAAGAGUAUCAACAUGUCGUGGGAUCCCGUCACACAAAAACAUAAGGGCUUUGCAUUCGUCGAAUACGAGAUACCAGAAGCGGCGCAGCUCAGCUUGGAGCAGAUGAACGGCGUGAUGCUGGGCGGGCGGAACAUCAAGGUCGUGGGGCGGCCUAGCAACAUGCCGCAGGCUCAGGCCGUCAUAGACGAGAUACAGGAGGAGGCGAAGCAGUACAACCGUAUCUACGUAGCGUCAGUUCACCCGGAGCUUAGUGAAGACGAUAUCAAAAACGUGUUUGAGGCGUUUGGGCCCGUCACGUACUGUAGGCUGGCGCAUGGUGCGCAGGCUACGAGGCAUAAGGGCUACGGAUUCCUAGAAUACGCAACAUUAAACGCCGCGCUAGAAGCCAUCGCGUCGAUGAACCUGUUCGACCUGGGCGGGCAGUACUUGCGCGUGGGCCGCGCCAUCACGCCGCCGCACGCGCUGGCCGGCCCGCCGCCGCCGCAGGCCAUGCCCACCGCGGCCGCUGUUGCUGCUGCCGCCGCUACGGCCAAGAUACAGGCGAUGGACGCCGUAGCCAGCAACGCCGUAGCAUUAGGUCUCACGAAGCUGAACGCCCUCGGCGUGCCGCCGGCCGCCGCACUCCCCACUCUGGCGGCGGCCCUGCCCGGCGCGCUGCCCGCCAACCUGCCCGUCACGCUGCCCGCGGCGCUGCCGGCCGCGCUGCCCGUGACGCUGCCGACGGCGCUGCCCGUGACGCUGCCGGCCGCGCUGCCCGCCGCGCUGCCGCCGCCCGGCGUCGUCAUCCCGCCGCCGCCCGUGUCCGCUAGACCGCAGCCGCCCCCACAGACCCAACCGCCACCAGUAUCAGCCGCGUCCGCAGCGGCCACAGGCGAAGCCGGUCUCCAAGCAGCCCUACAGAAGAAACUCCUAGACUCCUCCCCCGACACGCUGCAGCAACAGGAGUCCCUGUCCAUCUCGGGGCAGUCGGCGCGGCACCUCGUCAUGCAGCGGCUCAUGCGGCGCCGCGUGUCGCGCACCGUGCUGCUCGCCAACAUGGUGGCGCCCGAGGAGGUGGACGAGGCGCUGCACCACGAGAUACAGGAGGAAUGCGGCAAAUGGGGCGCAGUUGAACGGCUAGUAAUCUACAACGAGCGGCAGAGCGAGGACGAUGACCCCGCGCACGCACUAGUCAAGAUAUUCGUGCAGUUCCAAAACCCCGACGAGGCGGCAGCGGCGGCGGCGGCGCUAAACGGCCGCUACUUCGGCGGCCGCACCGUGCGCGCCGCGCUCUACGACCAAGAGCUCUUUGACCACGGCGACCUCUCCGGCUAGUGUCCACCCUCACCGCUAGGUGGCGCUAUGUACAUACUCCUAUUAUAAUCUAGGUUCAAAAAUCGAGACGGAUGCUAAUAACCCGAAAGACACAAAAACGCUCGGAGCUUCGCUAAAUGGCGCUGGCGGUGACACCGCUGUACUUCUGUAUCAAUAUAACAGCUCACUCUGCUGACGUUAUUGACUGAGCUAAUUCAAUCGAGAAUAGUUCUUCGUGACUGAAGCUUAAGGUAUAUGUUCCAUUGACGGAAUAGAAAUGUUCAGAGGACAGAAAAACCGGAAAUAUGCAUCAAGAAACGCGACCGCCACUUUAAAAUGUCCUAGUUUCAAAAUAGCGGCAUUAGCCUACGAAAUUAUAAAUAGAAAAUCUGUCUUCAACUCUUCAUUUGUCAAAGGAACACUAUACCCGAAGCGGUAGAGUCUGGCUAAAUUAACUCUGCAGGGGAUUAGCAGUGACAAAGUGUGCUAUCGUUAAUGUCAAAUUUCUUUGAAAAUAUGACGUUUACACUUUACAAUGAGAGAUCCUUUGUUCUGAUCAGGUCGGUGCAAAGUUAGCUUAGCCGGAAUCUAAGCUCCUGUAGUAAACGACUGGCAGAUUUUAUGGAUCUAUUAUUAUGAAAUGUUCUCAUCGACGUUCCGUUUUACUUAAUCAAUUGUAAACGGACUGUCGCAAAAAAAAAAAACAUUUCAUAAGUAGGCCACAAUGGAGACGCCAUGUCUAAAAUUUUCGGUACAAAAUAGUCUGCCGUUUUUUGCGGGGGAGGGGCACAUCAAAUGUAUAGGUACGUCAUGUCAGAUAAACGUCAGUCCAUACAUAUGGUUGACAUGUGGUUGACCAUUGGCCGCCUAUUUUCGACAGAGGGGAACGCCUGUUAAUGGCGGCUCCAUUGGCCACGAGUACUGCGAUACUGGCUGUAAAAUAUAUUCGAAUAGUAAUGUAAUAGAACGCGUAAAACUUUGUUCCUUUUUCGUAACUAUCGUGAUCAAUACGGUAUAAGCAUAGGAAAUUUGCUAGGCAAUAUUCAACCUUGCUAUAAAUUAUUGUCUCAAAGACGUAGUUUUUCUACAUAAUUAUUUAGACAUAAUUUUAACUGACAGAAUUUAUACUGUUAAAAUUGAUCUUUAAUGUAUAAAUAUUAUAAGUUGACUUUAUCUAUGUAUAAAUUGUAUUUCGGCUUCAUAAAUUCAAUCUAGCUGUUAAAUCAAAUGUUACGAAAAUGGAACAACGAAAAAACCAUGUAAACGGGUAAAAAAUUAAUGAAAUUAUCCAUGGAAUAGCGUCAAUACUUUUAUGUAUUGAAAGUUGUAUACAAAUUUUUGACUUAAGUUUGAUAGACUGUAAAAUGUUACUUGGUACUGUCAGAACGAAUUAGUAGCAAAAUGUCUAACAAGAAAAAUAAUAAGAUUGUGUGGAUAUAGGUUUCGGACAUGACAGUAUUGAAAGUAUUGACAGUGACACAGUUGGGCCCUUUCGGGACCCUAAAAAUCAGUCAAUGCUAGAAAUUAUUCUCUUGUUGGACAUUCUUACACUAGCGUGUUUUAACAAGCCUGAGGAGUGGUGACGAAAAGAUCUAAGUAUAAUAAAACUAGUUUUACGUAUGAUUAUGAUAAUUGUUAAUAAAUUAAAUUACUUGUAAGAA